Saimiri boliviensis boliviensis (Bolivian squirrel monkey) is the source of this 1025-nucleotide messenger RNA. It is a transcript of the gene POMC, whose product is annotated as proopiomelanocortin. Gene Ontology annotation, cellular component: extracellular region; secretory granule. Gene Ontology annotation, biological process: regulation of corticosterone secretion. The record is from RefSeq and is a predicted model, not a curated record. NCBI's taxonomy places the organism in Eukaryota, Metazoa, Chordata, Mammalia, Primates, Cebidae. Gene Ontology annotation, molecular function: G protein-coupled receptor binding; hormone activity.
CACCAAUCUUGUUUGCUUCUGAAGAGGCUCAGCCUGCCUGGAAGAUGCUGAGAUCGUGCUGCAGCCGCUCAGGGGCCCUGUUGCUGGCCUUGCUGCUUCAGGCUUCCAUGGAAGUGCGUGGCUGGUGCCUGGAGAGCAGCCAGUGUCAGGACCUCACCACCGAAAGCCACCUGCUGGAGUGCAUACGGGCCUGCAAGCCCGACCUCUCGGCGGAGACCCCGGUGUUUCCGGGCAAUGGCGACGAGCAGCCACUGACCGAGAACCCCCGGAAGUACGUCAUGAGCCACUUCCGCUGGGACCGCUUCGGUCGCCGCAAUAGCAGCAGCAGCGGCGGCGGCGGCGGCGGCGCAGGGCAGAAGCGCGAGGACUUCGCGGCGGGCGAAGACCGCGGCCUGCUGCCUGAGGGCGGCCCCGAGCCCCGCGGCGAUGGCGCCGAGCCGGGCCCGCGCGAAGGCAAGCGCUCCUACUCCAUGGAGCACUUCCGCUGGGGCAAGCCGGUGGGCAAGAAGCGGCGCCCGGUGAAGGUGUACCCCAACAGCGCCGAGAACGAGUCGGCCGAGGCCUUCCCCCUGGAGUUCAAGAGGGAGUUGGCCGACCAGCGGCCCCUGGCGGGGGACGGCCCCGACAGCCCCACCGACGGGGGCGCGGGCGCCGAGGCCGACCCGGAGCACGGCCUGCUGGUGGCGGCCGAGAAGAAAGACGACGGCCCCUACAGGAUGGAGCACUUCCGCUGGGGCAGCCCGCCCAAGGACAAGCGCUACGGCGGCUUCAUGACCUCCGAGAAGAGCCAGACGCCCCUGGUGACGCUGUUCAAAAACGCCAUUAUCAAGAACGCCUACAAGAAGGGCCAGUGAAGGCGCAGCGAGACCCCGGGGCUUCCUUCCCCGGGGAGGUCGACCCCAAAGCCCCUUGCCCUCCCCAGCCCUGCCGCCGCCUCCCAGCCGGGGGGCAGAUGGUCGAGGCAGAUAUUCAGCCUCUUAAAGCUGUCUAUAGUUAGGAAAUAAAACCUUUCAAAUUUCACAUCC